This is a messenger RNA of Penicillium olsonii, 3363 nucleotides long. The record is from the annotation of a GenBank genome assembly. NCBI's taxonomy places the organism in Eukaryota, Fungi, Ascomycota, Eurotiomycetes, Eurotiales, Aspergillaceae.
AUGCACAGACGCUCGUCGGGCUCCCCUGUCGAGGACGAAGAUUCCUCGGUCCCCCGACCAGACGAUGGCCCGAACCCCAUCGACGAGAAAUCGCGCUCCCAGAUAGCCCAACGCGGCACCAGCUUUGACCUUCGCCGCGACGGCAGCGCAACGCCGCGCUCCCGGAACUCGAGCAUGUGGCGCACCCCGUCCUCACAGCCUUCCAACGACACCAAACCGAUGCCAUUGGGCUCGCCACGCCUCCCCAUGGAGGCUCCCUCGCCCGAUGGUCGCCGAGCGCGACAAUCUCGCCUGCGCAGUCCCUGGUCUUGUUCCAUCCUGACUGCAUUGACGACAUGCGUCGCCGUCGUGGUCUUGAUCUCCAUCGUCCAGUCCUUCGUCGGUCGGCAGGUGGGUGGAGAUGGGUGCGGCGUGCCGAUGAUGAGUCCCACGUUCAUUCGCAUGCUCGAAUUCGAUACCGAACACACCCGCUUCGCGAGCAAAUAUAAUCUCUUCGUCUACCGAGAGGAGGGCGUGGACCCCUACACCCAGGAUAACAUCGGGUUGAAUGGCGUCCCUGUUUUAUUCCUCCCCGGUAACGCCGGCAGUUAUCGGCAAGUGCGGUCUCUGGCGGCUGAGGCCUCGCGACAUUACUACGAUGUGGUGCGACAUGACGAGAGUCGCCAUGCAGCUGGGACACGGAGCUUGGAUUUUUUCAUGGUCGAUUUCAACGAAGAUAUGGCGGCGUUCCAUGGGCAGACGUUGUUGGAUCAGGCUGAAUAUGUCAACGAGGCGAUCUCGUACAUUCUAUCACUCUACCAUGACCCUCGGCGGACACGCCGAGACCCGGGCCUCCCAGAUCCCAGUGCCGUCGUUCUUAUCGGCCACUCUAUGGGUGGAAUAGUGGCUCGAACUGCUCUCACCAUGGCUAACUACCAGGCCAACUCGGUCAACAGCAUUAUCACGAUGUCUGCGCCCCACGCGAAGCCGCCCGUCUCCUUUGACUCGGAUAUAGUCCACACCUACAAACAGAUCAACGACUACUGGCGCGACGCCUACGCCCAGACUUGGGCGAACAACAACCCGUUAUGGCAUGUGACUCUCAUCUCCAUUGCGGGUGGUGCACGAGACACUGUGGUGCCCUCCGACUACGCCAGCAUCUCCUCCCUCGUACCCGAAACGCAUGGAUUCACCGUCUUCACAUCCUCGAUUCCCGAUGUGUGGAUCGGCAUGGACCACUUGUCGAUCACCUGGUGCGACCAGUUCCGCAAGGCAAUCAUCAAAUCCUUAUUCGAGAUCGUUGAUGCCAGACGCCCUACCCAAACGAAGCCCCGAGCCGAGCGGAUGCGAUUGCUGAAACGGUGGUACCUGACUGGUUUGGAGUCGGUGGCCGAGCGGACGCUGCCUCAGAAGGAAGCGAAUACUCUUUUGACUUUGGAGGACAAUGCGAACACGAUUCUCGCACAGGGCCAACGGCUGAUUUUGCGCGAACUGGGCUUACAGCAUGGCCCAGACGUGCGUCUCCUGCCGAUUCCUCCUCCGGGCGUAUCGGGCAAGAAGUUCACACUGCUCACAGACCAGUCCUUGGAUAAAAUCGGGAACGUCGAGGUCUUGUUUUGCAGCGUUUUCCCAUUGUCCAAUGGUCGCUCCACCAACUUCCCAUUGAACUUGGACUUCUCCGGAGGUACCGUUGGGUCCACUCGCUUAGCUUGCAAGAGUGCGGCUGAAGACAGUAUUCAUUUGCCUGCGUCUACCCGCUCAUCGAAGCAUGCUUAUGAUCGCAGCACGCCGUUCUCGUACCUUCAGUAUGACUUGGAGGCCCUUGCGGAGCACCAGUUUGUUGCUGUUGUGGACAAGGCCAAUGUCCCGACUUCUGGAUUCCUUGUUGCCGAGUUCUCAGACAGCUCCGAUUCCCUCAUCCGGGCCAAGGUUGGCUUGGGCGGGCUCUUGAGUGCUGGUCUGAAGGUGCGACUGCCAGCCAACCGACCUAUGUUGACCGAGGUGAAGAUCCCGGCUCUGCACUCAAGUCUCCUUGACUACCGGCUCAAGAUCACACGAGAUUCUCCAAAGCAGGAACUCUUCGCUCCAUUGCUUCGGCAAUCUGUCUCUGAUCCUCAUGAGUCCAAGUUCUUCGUUAAUGUGAACGAAGUGAAUGUCAACCUCCAUGGGAUGGCCCCCUUCAUGCCACCAGCGAUUAGCGAGCAGGCUGCCCUCGGUGGCGUGUCCUUCCAGCUGUGGACAGACCCAACCUCCGGCUCGACAGUCGACAUUUCGCUCCAAGUGGAUCUCACAAGCAGUCUUGGCGAGCUGGUGAUGCGCUAUCGAACCAUCUUUGCUGCAUUCCCUUUGCUUGUCGUUGCUCUUGUCCUCCGCAAGCAGUUCCAGAUUUACGAUGAGUCUGGCUACUUCAUUCCGUUCACCGAUGGCCUGGACCGUGCUUUGCGAUCGUCUUUCCCGCUCCUUUUGGUAGCCAUGUCGCUACUGGCAUCCUCCUUGGCAACCUCCAAGGCCUUACCUCAGACAGACGAGACGCUUCAUUGGAGAACGAACUCAACUGAGACUCCCAUCGACUUUACCAAGAACGAUCUAUUACUUGGAUCUCAAGACGCAUUCUUCUGGUUCCUUGUGCCAGUAUUUGGGCUCAUCAGCGUAGGCGUCUGUGUUCUUGUCAACUAUCUCGCUUUGGUGCUCGUGAACAUCUGCUCCUGGGUAUACGGGGCUUUACACAGCAAGUCAGGCUACAUUCGGCGCGAGGACCGGGGGAACCUUCCUAUCUUCAACACCCCGACACCUCGUCGGCGCAUCAUUCACACUGCGAUCCUCCUGAUUCUUGUAUCUACCGUCAUCCCCUACCAGUUCGCCUACAUGGUCGCUUGUAUUGUUCAACUGGCCACCUGCGUGAGGGCACAGUGGCAUGCCAAGGAGACAAGAUCCACCUCGCAUAUGAACUUUGGUAACUACGCACACUCCAUCCUCAUCCUCAUGCUGUGGAUAUUACCUAUCAAUGUGCUUGUUCUACUUGUGUGGGCCCACAACCUUGUUGUGCACUGGUUUAUGCCUUUCUCAUCCCACCACAACGUUCUAUCCAUCAUGCCCUUCCUCAUCCUCGUCGAGACCAUGACAAGUGGUGCUAUGAUCCCGCGCAUAACCUCCAGGCUCAAACACAUCACCUCAAUGCUGUUCUUCGUCAUCGCAAUCUACUCGGCGAUCUAUGGAGUUUCGUACGCGUACCUCCUCCACCACCUCGCCAACCUCCUCGCUGCCUGGUUCGUCGGUAUCUACCUGUUCGGCACCAACUUUUCCCCGCGCCGUUUAUGGCGCAUCAUCGAUGGCGACGAACCCCCUUCUGAAUCAGGGAAUAGUCACGUUAAGAAGAAGCCAUGA